GAAGGCGCUAGGUCUCUCCUUCCUCUCCGGCUCCCCCUCCCCCCUCCAUUUCUCGCUCAGUCUCCGCGACUUCUCACCGCGGGAUCCAUCCGCCGCGGACCGUUGGGUGCGCGCGCCACCGUCCUCCUCCGCCUACUCGCUGAGGGAUUAUUUCCCGCGGUUGUGGCGGCGGCGGCGGCAGCGGGACGGGCUUUGCGCGGAGCAUGGCGGCAGCAUGAGAGAAGGAGCCGCCCCGUGAGGUGGGAGCGAAGGGAGCGCGGAGGCCUGUGCGCGGGCCGUGCCGGGCGGGGACCCCGCGUCCAGGCCGCGCCUCAGCGCUCGGGGCCGGCGGGGGCCUGGCCGCCCGCCGCGGGGCCGCCAUGGUGGAGAAGCGGUGCCCGCGGCUGCAGCGGGACGGCGUGUACCGGUGGUUCUCGGAGCUGCCUUCCCCACAGCGAGUGGAGUUCCUGUGCGGGCUGCUGGACCUGUGCAUCCCGCUGGAGCUGCGCUUCCUCGGAGCCUGCCUGGAGGACCUGGCCCGCAAGGAUUACCACUCCCUGCGCGACUCCGAGAUCAAGGCCAACAACCCCGCCGACCUGGGCAGCCUCACCAACCUGACCGACGAGGUGGUGCGCAGCAAACUUUUGGUCUCGCUCGCCCUCCUCGGCUCUGCGCACCGAGAGGCGGCCGGGGUCCUGUUCCGUACCCUCACCCACAUCGAUUCCGUCAUCAAUAACUACGGGCUGCAACUCAAUGAGGGCCGCACGGGGGAUGAGUUCCUGUUGCUCUUCACCAUGGCAUCCAACCACCCUGCUUUCAGCUUCCACCAGAAACAGGUACUGAGGCAAGAGCUCACUCAGAUCCAGAACAUCAUGGCCAGCACCAGCAAGAAUCCCAGCACCUCUACCCUCAACACCAUGGCAACCUAUCCUGGCUGCCAUAAGGUCACUCCAAGGUCCGAGACCCCCAUCAACAGCGUCAGUAACAGUUUGGAAAAUGUACUACAUACAUCAACACAUUCCAUUGAGGAGUCAUUACCCAAGAGGCCUUCGGGGAAACACUCCAAAGUGAGUGUUGAAAAAGUGGAAUUAAAGGGACUGUCACACAAGAAGAAUGAAAGAAGUGUUGAAUAUUCCUUUGAGGUCCUGUGGUCUGAUUCUUCAGUGACGUUGGUAACCAAAUCUUCCGCUGAAGUGACUGAAUUUAUUUCAAAGCUAUCACAGCUGUAUCCAGAAGAAAACUUGGAGAAAUUCAUUCCCUGCCUAGCUGGUCCAGAUUCAUUUUACCUAGAACGGAAUCACAUAGACCUGGAAUCAGACCUUAGGUAUUUGGCACCAUUACCUUCCCAUGUGGUGAAAAAUGACCACGUUAGAAAGUUCUUCAGUACUUCAUCUCCUUCACAGCAACUUCAGAGUUCAAAUCCUGGCAACCCCUCCCUUUAUAAAGUAGGAAAUACGCUGGGAACAUCUGGAAGACCUAUAUGUGGAGUGGCUGGCGUUCAGUCUUCUCAGAACCAUGUUCAGCACUCAGCUGCUGCUCCCGUUGCACUAUCCCACUGUUCCCACGCCGGAGGCACCGGCUCCUCGCUGGCCUAUCGCACCCAGAUGGACACUUCUUCUUCACCCAUGUUAAUGUCUUCCAGUCCACAGACCCCUCAGACACAGGAGCAAAAUGGGAUCUUAGACUGGCUCAGGAAACUGCGGUUGCACAAAUACUACCCUGUCUUCAAACAGCUCACAAUGGAGAAGUUUCUGAGUCUUACGGAGGAAGAUCUGAACAAGUUUGAAUCCCUCACCAUGGGAGCAAAGAAGAAGCUCAAGACCCAGCUGGAGUUGGAGAAAGAGAAGUCAGAGAAACGGUGCCUAAACCCCACAACACCUUCUUCGGUUACCAGCAGCGGUGUGGCCAGGGUUCCCCCCACUACGCACGUAGGGCCUAUCCAGAGUAUUCGUGGCAACCAUGCGGCAGAGCUGCGAGUGGAUGUGGAUCAGCCCACCCACCCGCUGCCCAGGGAGGGCAGCUCUUCUGAGUACUCCAGCUCUUCUUCCAGCCCCAUGGGGAUCCAGACAAGGGAAGAGAGCUCAGAUAGCGCCGAGGAGAAUGAGAGACAGAUUCACUUGGAUGGUUCAGAAAAGGAGAAGCCAGUGAUGUUACUGAAUCAUUUCACUUCAGGCUCUGCCAGACCCACGGCUCAGGUCCUACCAGUGCAGAACGAUGCAGGUUCCAAUCCAUCCGGCCACCACACUCUGCCAAUGCAAAUUAUGUCAGCGGCCUCUACUCAUAUCACUCCCAUCCGGAUGCUAAAUUCAGUACAUAAAUCAGAGCGUGGCAAUGCAGACAUGAAGCUACUUUCAUCGUCUAUGCAUUCACUUUUAUCUUUAGAAGAAAGAAAUAAAGUUUCUCCUGGACCUAGGGGCAGCAUAAAAAUGGAAAAGAGCUUUGGAAAUGCAGUGGUGGAUGUGAUGUCUGCGUCUUCUCCCCACCAGCCCUUGCAAGUGCUGUCCAGGGCUGCUGAGAACAGCUCACCCACAUCUAGUAUGAACUUUGGUCCUCGAACCAAAGUCGUACACGCUUCGACUCUGGACAGAGUGAUCAAAACAGCUCAACAGCCAGGAUUAACGGUAGAAACGAGUACUGCUGCCACUGUAACAUCCAGCACAGUCUUCCACGUGGCUCGUCCACCCAUCAAACUCCUGGUGUCUUCAUCUCUUCCUACCGAUUCUGCCAUUGCCGGACAGACUUCUUGCUCCAGUAAUAUGCAAAUAACAGUGUCCCCUGCAAUAAUAAAUCCCCGGACUGCUCUGUACACAGCCAACACCAAAGUUGCCUUUUCUGCUAUGAGCAGCGUGCCAGUGGCGCCAAUGCAAGGCAGCUUCUGUGCCAACAGUAACGCCGCCUCCUCCGGCAGCCACCCCGCCACAUCAUUUGCAACCAUGGCGAAUUUGCCCAGCUGCCCCGCACCCAGCUCCAGCCCCACGCUCUCAUCUGUCGCCGAGAACAACUUCUACAGCAGCAGCAGCAGCAGCAGUAGCAGCAGCAGCAGCAGCAGCAGCGGUUCCGCAGGGAGCAUCCCGGUACCAAACCAGAACCAUCAUCACCAUCACCACCAGCAGCAGCCGCAGCCGCCCGGGUGCAUGGUGUGCAGCUCCUGUGGGUGUAGUGGGAACUGUGGUUCAAGCGGGAUGACCGUCAGCUACGCUAACUAUUUUCAGCACCCGUUUUCAGGACCUUCAAUGUUUACUUUCCCAUUUCUGCCCUUCAACCCUUUGUGUAGUAACGGCUACAUCAACACACAGCAGUACAACAGCAGCACGACUUUCCCUGUGGUCCACACUGCUUACAACAGCGGAAUAGCACCGGACUCUGUAAUGACCGGGCAGUCAACGUUCGCGGUACCGCCAAUGCAGAACUUUAUGGCAGGGACAGCAGGGGUGUAUCAGGCACAGGGAAUGAUGGGAAACAGCAAUGGUUCAAAUCACAAAAAAAAUGGGAAUCUCUCCUGUUACAACUGUGGGGCCAGUGGUCACAGAGCUCAGGACUGCAAACAGCCUCCGAUGGAUUUCAAUCGACAAGGUACGUUUAGGCUGAAAUACGCUCCUCCCUCUGAAAGUCUUGACUCCACAGACUGAUAUUUUAUCAUCUGGCAAGAAAAUACUGUAAGCCAUGGAGAUAUAAGGAGAUUGACAUUCAAAACUGAGACGUCCAGUUGCUGUUAAGCUUAAUGUAUUUUUUAAUCCAAAGGUGCUUUACUUUAUUAGACUAGGUAGAAAAUCUAGCUUAGGGGUGUGUCAAACCCAUUUUUGAUUGCCAAAUUCAAGCGUGGAUCUUCUUGUUGGAACUUCUGACCACGUGUCAUAGGACCGAUGCGUACCCGGUGGAUGGUGGAGCUGGCCAGCUGCGUUUUCUGUUGCAAGUACAACAUCCAAUGUACUUUUUGGCUGGAGAAUGUUGCCAUAUGUGGACUUUCUAAGAUGAAACGUGUGACUCCAGGGCAGCUACAUUCGGGGGAGGAAGCUGGAGGCUGAAGGUAGGAGUGGCUGUUCGCCAGAAGGACUUUGGCACCCCUGGGCUAGGUAAAACGUCUACUUUUUUUUCAAAAGUGAUCAGGCACUAAUCUCUGGGAUUUUUAAGGAUUGCACUACAGAAGAAUGUAAAACUCUUCAAGCUUUCUGCACUUUUAGCAGACAGUGUCACUCAGACCAGUGCAAGAGGCAAAGAAGUUCCAACUUUUAAAAAUUGGCACCAGCAGGCUACGUGAUUUAUCUACACAACAAAAUCUUAAGUAAGUCUCUCCUUUCCCUUCCUAAAGAACACAUGGCAGUUUCGGUUCCUUCUGGAAACAACUUGUGCUUCGUUGUCUCACUUGUUAGUAGAUAGUGCUGGAUUCCCAGCAGUGGAAUAAACUUAGUUUCCAAGGGUCCAAGUCCCAGAGACUCCAGAGUCAUAAAAGCUUCAAGGAUAUUUUCCUGUAAUACACAAAACAACCUUUAAGUCCUGUUACUGUAUAUAGGUCUCUUUCACAGAAACCUUAUUAUUCUGCUUUUGUAAAUGAAUUUUAAACCAUCCUAAAAAAAAAAAAAAAACAAAAAAAAAAAAAACAAAACCCAAGAACUCUGGCAGCAGAGUUUGUAAGCUUUUGCUUUAUAUAAAAAAACCCCUUUGAUUCCUACCCCAAGGCUUUUGCUACGGGAUUCAGAAGUGGUAGAAGUCAAACAUGUAAAAGGUAGUAAACUUCAUUAUUAUCAAGACUUUGAAGGAUUUCUUGUCAGCCUCCUUCAUUGCAAUAGAUUGUAGAUGAUUAGCUUUGGUGUUAACUACUUAGCGUACAUAAUUUGUGGGUGACAAAUCUAAAUUAGGACUUGAGAGGAAGCCAAACAAAUCUUGAACUGCUAAUUUGAAACAGUUUGGUCCUGUCUGGUUAAAAGAAGAUACUAAUCCUCAUGGCUCACCCGAGGAAUCUGACAGCAUUAAAGGGGUGAGGCUUUCUGUUUAAGAUGUCUGACAGAAAGAUAUUUGCAUACUGUAAUUUGGAAGACACCUUUAAAUUCUGAAGCCUUGUUUACACUUGGAGGUAUUUCUUCCACCAAUUUAAACCACACCAGGAUGUAUUUGUAGUGGUGCGGCUGACUUUCACUUGGAAGUGAGGGAAGUCAUCUUGGAGAAGGUUUGGAAGUGGUGCAGAGCUGCCCCGAGGAGAUCGGGCCUUAGCAGUGAAACGUCAGUAUGAGGGGUAAUGCGGUAGCACAACAGUCGAGACCUUCCUGGACAUUGUUCAUAGGAAAGAAAUGUUUUUGGGCCAUCCUUGAGUCCCACUUUCUCAGUGGCGGUAGUCAGCCUCGCUGGGAAGGCCAAUAGGAUAAAUGAGCAUCACCGGAGAGGCACGGUGACGUGGGUUGGCAAGAAACCAGACUCAGUCUGGGUAGUGAGCUGCAGCUCAUAGCGGAUUUGGCUUUGUGGAAACCAAAAUCUAAAUUUCUGUAACAUUUCAGUUUAAGAAAAGGUAUUUUUUUUAAUCCUAUGCAAUGAAAAAGAAAAAACAAAACUCAGCUCUGUGUGUUCCCAGCCCAGCUCAGUGCCCACAGCAUCGCUCACGCUCCAAACCGCUCCUGUGGCUCUGCCUGCGUGCGAGGCGGUCUCCUGUCCCUAACGAACAACCUUCAGGCCUACAACACUACAGUAAGGAAAACUGACAAUGCAAUUUACUUUGCCUUAAUGAGCUUGAGACAAUGGUAGGAACGCAAUCGGUCGCUCUGUCCGGCGCUAAGGAAACGUGUAGUUUUCAGUGACGAUGUUUACUCUUUACAGCUUCGAGGGUCUCUCCCGUGGCCUGGAACAUGUGCUGAAAGCCAAACCUUAACGUGGGGUUUUUUCCACUUUUUUUAAACAGUAUUUUAAAACUGAAUUGUAUUGAAACAAACUGUACUUCAACACACGUGCAGGUGUUAGAAACCCUCUCAAAAUAGCAAAAAUCAACAGCAAAAAAAAAAAAGGCAAUUUCUGUACCUUUUUGUUUUAAUGCCCAAGGCCAGGCACAGUCUCGUCUAAUGCUCAUCACAGAGUCGAAACCAUAACAAAAGGACUGUAAAACUGAACUUCUGUCCAGCAAACCGUUCCAUUCCUUUCUUCAGAGCUUUCUUUGGGAUCGUUUCCUUUGUGUGAAGUUAAGGCUGAUGUUUCUUAAAGUGGCUUAUGUGUACUUUUCGGUAACGUUUUUAAAUGGUGAAGUCCGGUUUUAGAGUAAUUUAAAUUCAGAAGUCUUGAACCUUAAAGCAACACAAGUGUCACAGGGAAAUGUUUGAUGAGCCAGCAGCGACUGCCGAGCCUUCCCGAAAUCAGGGAGCUGUGGCUUCAGGUCUGCUGUCCACUUUGUACCAAGAACAACUGAGGUUGCUAAGUCCAAACAGAGCACUUGAGUUCCGUAAAAUAAUCCUUCAUCGGUUUUUAAAAGGCACAAAUCCCAUCUUUUCCCUGGAAAAGUAAGGCAGCUUGUUUUAACGUAGUAGUUCCAGCUUCACUGGCUGAAAGAACCAGUUCUUAAAACCUAUUUUUAUAUAUAUUGAAGGAUGGAGAUUAUUCCUGUCUUUGUCCUAAAGGAGAAUUAGUUCUCAAAAUGGAUUUCACUGUGGAAUGGGAAGGACUUUUAAGUGUAAGACAGAAGGGAAUCCCAAGUCAUCUCCCUACAGGGGCACGGAGAAGUCAGCCUUUCCUCGGGGGACUGAGCGACAUGCCAUGCAGUUUCAGAAGUGUUUUCCAUUUGGGAGUGUUGGUGAUGGAAAUCCUCGAAAUAGGAUGGAAUUUCCAGCAACUCCUCCUCACCCUGGCAGUCUGCAAAUUAAGCACUAAUGAAUACGCCAGGCUGGAUGCUAAACAGCAGGAGAGCGAGGAGGGAAGCCUCGUUUUAGCAGUGAGGUAUUGAUCACAGUUCCGUGAUGCUUCCCCUUAAAAUAACGUGUCGUGCUCCACUUUUUGUGAAGCUUUUUAUACCACAGUCAUUAAAUCCUGGCAAAUUAAGUGCCAGACUCCCAAAAGUAACAGUCUGACACAGACUUUCAUUGCCCAAAGUUCUGUUCCAUGCUCUUUCAAGCUUCAGGGUGCAGGUACUCCAAACCUAAACGCAGCCCUGUGGUAUUUGGCAGCACAACGCUCCUCCUUGAAACACAAAUGGCAUCAUCUGACCCCCCCUGCCCACGGGGCAGCUGGCUGGGUAGGGAAGGGCACGGACACUCGGGGCUGUGGAUUCAGGGGAGGCCAAAACGCCUGUUAAAUGAGGCAGAUGGGGGCAAAUCUGGACAGAAAUCCAUGUAACUGAGCAUUUGCAAGAGUCUGGAAAACCCUUGCGCUGGUCGAGGCCCCGGUAACCCUGCCCGUCGCUGUCUCUUCUCAUAAACCCUUGGAACUACCUGUUUGCUCUCUUCAGUUUCCCUUACGGAAGCGAGAAACACGUCGGUACUGAAGCAGAAAGCAAAUCCUGUGUGUUUUCAAGUGCAGAUUAACAGCUUCUCUUGGACAUAACUUUCCACUAGGAAUGAAGGAAACUCCUGCUCCCGUUUGAGCCAUUUCUUUUACUUCGGUCAAUUCUAGUAUUACAAAUUGUGCAUGUAACUUUAUAAAUAUUUUAAAUAGUUUUGUAAAUAUUUAAUAUUCAGCUAAUUUGAUUUUGAAUUGUAAAUGUCAAGUAUUCUGGUAUUGGGAUUUUUAUGUUUUAUUAUACUUUGUUAAAAGUAAAAUUGUACAUUUUUAGAAUGUUUUUAUCUGAGUAAAUUUAAUGUAUGGAAAAUAAAGAGUUAA
Messenger RNA from Cuculus canorus (common cuckoo), 7767 nucleotides. RefSeq names its product zinc finger CCHC-type containing 14 (gene ZCCHC14). The coding region runs from base 360 to 3608 and encodes 1082 amino acids. Lineage: Eukaryota; Metazoa; Chordata; Aves; Cuculiformes; Cuculidae. The record is from RefSeq and is a predicted model, not a curated record. Gene Ontology annotation, molecular function: zinc ion binding; phosphatidylinositol binding; nucleic acid binding. The transcript has 13 exons.